AUGGGCUCCCCAGGGGCCUCAGCAGGCUGGGGGCUUCUGGAUUACAAGACGGAGAAGUAUGUGAUGACCAGGAACUGGCGGGUGGGCAUCCUGCAGAGGAUGCUACAGCUCGGGGUCGUGGCCUAUGUCGUGGGGUGGGCCCUUCUCACCAAUAAAGGCUACCAGGAGCGGGACCUGGAUCCCCAGAUUUCCAUCAUCACCAAACUCAAAGGGGUUUCUGUGACUCAGAUCAAGGAGCUUGGGAACCGGCUGUGGGAUGUGGCUGACUUCGUGAAGCCACCGCAGGGAGAGAACGUGUUCUUCUUGGUGACCAAUUUCCUUGUGACGCCAGCCCAAGUUCAGGGCAGAUGCCCAGAGCACCCCUCUGUCCCACUGGCUAACUGCUGGGAAGACGAGGACUGCCCUGAAGGGGAGGCAGGGACGCACAGCCAUGGCAUAAAAACCGGCCAGUGUGUGGUGUUCAACGAGACCCACAGGACCUGUGAGAUCCAGGGCUGGUGCCCCGUGGAGAGCGGCGCUGUGCCCACGAGGCCUCUGCUGGUUCAGGCCGAGAACUUCACGCUGUUCAUCAAAAACACUGUCACCUUCAGCAAGUUCAACUUCUCCAAGUCCAAUGCCUUGGAGACGUGGGAUGCCACCUAUUUCAAGGGCUGCCACCAUGAUCCACGCUCCAGCCCGUACUGCCCUGUGUUUCGCAUCGGGGCCAUUGUGGCUGAGGCAGGAGGGGACUUUAAGGACCUGGCAUUGCUG
This is a messenger RNA of Galeopterus variegatus (Sunda flying lemur), 750 nucleotides long. RefSeq names its product purinergic receptor P2X, ligand-gated ion channel, 6 (gene P2RX6). The annotation marks the transcript as partial. Lineage: Eukaryota; Metazoa; Chordata; Mammalia; Dermoptera; Cynocephalidae. The record is from RefSeq and is a predicted model, not a curated record. Gene Ontology annotation, cellular component: nuclear inner membrane; plasma membrane. The transcript is spliced from 7 exons. Gene Ontology annotation, biological process: response to ATP; monoatomic cation transmembrane transport. Gene Ontology annotation, molecular function: ATP binding; purinergic nucleotide receptor activity; extracellularly ATP-gated monoatomic cation channel activity.